Molecule: messenger RNA, 1092 nt
Organism: Lytechinus variegatus (green sea urchin)
Lineage: Eukaryota; Metazoa; Echinodermata; Echinoidea; Temnopleuroida; Toxopneustidae
Product: serine/arginine repetitive matrix protein 1-like
Exons: 3
Coding region: 550-894 (114 amino acids)
Source: RefSeq, a predicted model, not a curated record
AAGUGAACUUUUCUAUACCUACCCCCCUAUGAUUUUUAUAUUUUUGUCUGUUAAAAGAUGGUAUGUGCACAGUCAAAGUUUGUAAUAUGAGACUGAUCAUGAAUUAAUGAGUUAUUGGAAUUUGUUGUUUCUCUAUUUUUGAAUUGUACUAGUAUCUGAUGUACUGAUUGAAUUUUAACACAGACUGAAUCAGGUUGGUCAAAAGGUCCUGUAUACAAGUGAACUUUUCUAUACCUACCCCACCCCCUGCCCUGUAAAUCAUUAUUGUAUAUUCAUGAUUUAUUUAUUGUCAAUCUGUAUAAUUAGCCAGAUCCAACUUUGAUUAAAGGUUCUUUCUUUUUUUGUGUGUGCUAUAUUUUUUCCCCACCCCUUUCUUUUUUCCACUUGGUGACUGUACAAAUGUAUUUAAAUUCACAUUAGGCCACAUUUAGUGCAUUUAGAUCUCCAUUGUCUUUAUGUACCGUGACAUUGCAGUAUGAUUGAUUAGUAUUUUUCCUCCUAACAGUCUUAACACUUCAGCAACAUACCAUACCUACGAUUGUGAAAGUCAUGGCUCACAAUUUUGAACAGCUGCGCCGUGUUGAGAGAGAGAGGGAGAUUCAGCAACACAUAGGAAGGCCGGAGCGUGGAUUAAGGGACAGGAAGAAUCCAUUUGAAUGCUAUGCUGAGCUACUGAGAAACAUGGGGAAGACCAUUGAAGAGGCAGUGGAGCGAGCGCUGGUGAGACAUUUUUCAAAUAGCGAUGCCACUGCCAGAAUCAACGAAGUCCCACGCCCAGCUCCCCCUCCCGCAGUACCAGCCCCACGCCCAGCUCCCGCAGUAUCAGCCGUCCCACCACCUGUUGAUCCGGUAUCAGCCACAGUUGAAGUACCCAGUGAUGACGUUUGUCUUUAAUUUGCCAAAUAUUACACACUAUCCUUAUAUUUCUGUUGAAGACAAAAAAAAAUGCUCACCCCCCCCAUCUUGGGUAUUGACCACUGGAAAUUUGCUUAAAGGUAAUGGAAUCUACAUGACUGUAAAUUGUACUUGGAUUCUUCUAAAAUAAUUUUGUUUUAUUUAGAUGAAAUAAUAUGUGUGAAAUCAUAUUUUCCA